AUGCCGUCCUCAAAGAAACUAGCGCAUUUCUUGUCAAGUGCUGCUUUAUGUGCUGCUGGAGUGGCUGUAUUGGGUUUCGGGAUGUCGACGAACUGGGCCCAAGCUGCCAUGGACUGCGCUCCGAUCGACAGUGAAGAGUUCAGUGGAUCCUCCAGUCUCCAAAUUGGGCUUUUCAAUGGCACAGAGACCAAAAUCGCCUGCCCUAGGAUUGACAAACUUGGAGUUAACGUGCCUGUGUUCGAACGGCUAGGGAAAUUAGCAGGCGCUCCGGUCAUCCUGCACGCUCUGGUUGUCAUCCUGUUGGCUCUGGCUCUUUUGGGGUCUGCAGGCAGUAUUCUGGUCACACUGUACAACAGCUUCAGUAACCCAUAUCAGACCUACAUGGGACCAAUAGGACUGUACACAUGCAGUGGACUCAGUGUAUGUGUGGCCAGCCUGGCGCUGAUUCUGUACGUGGCAAACGCCUACGUGGGCAAGAUGUUCCAGACGCUGGUGAAAGCAGAUGAAGCCAACGUGAAGUUGAAGGAUCCAAAAAUUACCCUACAGGUGGGGUUCUUCCUCCUGAUACCGUACAUCGGUGUCAACUUGCUGGCCAUCCUCGUGGUCUAUCUGUACGUCCACGCUGCAUACACACGCCGCAAAGAGCAGGAGAAACCAACAGAGGAUGCACCCAAAGAGAUCAUGAUGUACUAAAGCGAAACCACAGCCAAGAUCUGUUGAACAGGCCAUGAUUUUCAGACUGGAGCUGAAUUGAGUCUAUUAGUUUGAACCUGCCACAUUAACUGUGAAGUGAAUUGCAAAACUGAACUUACCUGAAUUAAUUAUAAUUCAAAAUUGUAUUAGUCAUAGGCUAUACAUACAAACUAAG
Messenger RNA from Sinocyclocheilus anshuiensis, 868 nucleotides. It is a transcript of the gene clrn3, whose product is annotated as clarin 3. Bases 1 to 693 code for a protein of 230 amino acids. The record is from RefSeq and is a predicted model, not a curated record. The transcript is spliced from 3 exons. NCBI's taxonomy places the organism in Eukaryota, Metazoa, Chordata, Actinopteri, Cypriniformes, Cyprinidae.